Molecule: messenger RNA, 1089 nt
Organism: Rubroshorea leprosula
Lineage: Eukaryota; Viridiplantae; Streptophyta; Magnoliopsida; Malvales; Dipterocarpaceae
Source: the annotation of a GenBank genome assembly
AGUAAUAAUUUUGCAAAGGUACAGAAUCCAGAGCACAGAGAGAUAACAAUGGCUGUUCUUUCCCUCCCAACUGUCCGCUCGUUCAUCAGGUGUGAAUCAAGUCCCAUGAAGAACAACGGAGUAGGUGAUAAGGUGAAGAUGCAUCCAACAGAAGUUGGGUUCUGCAGGAGGGAUUUGUUUCUCUUUGGUCUUUCUUCUUCAUUGUCAACAGUUUUCUCGUAUUCAGGUUGUCUUGCAGAACAAGACCUAAAAUCAGCCUCAUUAGUUGACGAAAUAAAUGCUUAUACCUAUUCAUAUCCAGUAGAGUUGCCUUCUAAGAAGUUCCUCUUCAAAUGGGUGGAAUCUAGGAAGCCAGAACGCUAUUCAUCUGCUGCACCACUGUCUCCUGAUGCACGGCUUCGCAUUGUGUCUGAACGUGUUGACCUUAUUGAUAAUCUCAUCAUUUCUGUUUCGAUAGGUCCUCCUAAUAAUCAGUUUUUAAAAUCAAAAGAAAAGAAGACAUGGCAAGCAAAAGAUGUUGCUGAUUCUGUUUUAGCUGACAAGUCUGCACUGCGAGUCACCUCAAGUCAACGCAUGUCUGAAAGUUCACUUCUUGAUGCUCAUGCUAGUGAAAUCGAUGGUGAGCUAUAUUGGUAUUACGAAUACCUUGUUCGCAAGUCACCAACUAAAACUGCUCAAGGACAAAACCUUUUCCGACACUAUGUUGCUUCAACAGCUGAACGAGAAGGUUAUCUGUACUCUCUAAGUGCUUCCACACUCGGCCAACAGUGGAGUGAGAUGGGGCCUUUAUUAGAAAAGACUGUGGCCUCCUUCCGCCUCCUUCCUCCCACAGAUACUUAUGUUCCUCCAUACAAGGAUCCUUGGAGAUUUUGGUGACAACCACUUUUAUCAUCUUUCUUAUAUUAUUUUUUUCCUCGAGGUGGUCAAUUUUGUACUCCCAUCAAAGGUCGCAUAGUGAUUACUUUUAGGGGGAAAAAAAAAAAAAAGGUAAUGGAACAACCCUUUUUUUUUUUUUAAUGUGACAGGGAGACCUAAUUGAUGUUUAUCAUUAUGUUUAUUUAUAAUUAUUAAGAAAUUCAUUUAUUAACA